Paraphaeosphaeria sporulosa is the source of this 3423-nucleotide messenger RNA. RefSeq lists its product as uncharacterized. Gene Ontology annotation, biological process: regulation of DNA-templated transcription. The transcript has a single exon. Gene Ontology annotation, molecular function: zinc ion binding; DNA-binding transcription factor activity, RNA polymerase II-specific. Bases 1 to 3423 code for a protein of 1140 amino acids. The record is from RefSeq and is a predicted model, not a curated record. Lineage: Eukaryota; Fungi; Ascomycota; Dothideomycetes; Pleosporales; Didymosphaeriaceae.
AUGGCCGAGAUCGCAGGCUUUCUCGCUAGCAUCGCGCAAGUCGCCAGCAGCGGCAUGCAAUUAAGCUCUGCCAUGUACGAAUCUGCGAGCGGAGCCGCGCGCGCAGAGCAAGAGGUAGCUGACAUUGCCGAUCAUGUCAAAACCACCGCCAUCGCCCUGGAUGGCGUCGCCCGGAUCGUCGCGCAAGAAGAUGGCAUUCAUGAUGUAACAAAUACAGCACUUUCCGAAGCCGGCGACUUGGCCAAGCGAUGCGAGGCCGUCUUUGGCGAUGUUCAAGAUCUCAUCGCAAAACGAAAAAAUCCAGACCAAGACGAAUCUAAGGCUUCGCGGAUGCACGAACAGUCGAAAGAGCAGAAGACCGAGCUGUUAAGACGCCGGCUGGAUAGCCUAAAGCACAGCAUCCUGCUUCUGCUGCACGUCCUGCAGCUAGCAAACGCACAGGCUAAAGGAAGCAUCGACAACAGCUUGAUCGCGCAAGAGCGGGAUGCGAUUCGAGAACUUCACCAACGACAACAGGACGCACUCAGGGCUCUGCAAGCUCUGGAAAGCAACCUCGGCGACGUCUUCUUUUCUGACGAUGAAACACUCAAUGGCUCCGCCGCCCCAUCACGUGUGCCGACUAUCAACUUUCUGGUCCAUUCAUCCGCGCGCGGUGUUUCAUCGGAUGGAAAGAACUCUGGUCCUGACAGGAGCAGGGAACAAGCGCCUAGCGCGUUAGGCGACAAACCUGAAACAUCUGACAGCGACAACAGCGACGAGACGGUGACCGAUGACGACGAGGACCUGACCAUCAACGAGCUCGCUCGUUGCGUGAAUCGCGCCCAGAAAUUCUCGAAGCGCAUCACAGCGUUACAGCAAGCUGGCAAUGCGCACUCCAAUGGCCGUUUCCCUCGCAAUAGGGUGCUAAAGUUGUAUCGCCGAUUCUGCCGCAAAUUCGAAGUAGCUAUGUCUGCUCAUGAGAGUGCAACCCCUACGGUCGCACCGCUAAAACCUGUUCAAUAUACUCAUCAGCACGGCCAGCUUGUGCAGCCCGACGAAGCGGCCCGCGACCCACUGCCGCCAACUCAACAAACACCUGUGACUCUACCAGACCCUUCCGCCAUGGCUGCAAAUCGAGUUGUCCAUAGCCAGAGUUAUUCACAGCCUCAUCAAAACAGCACACGAACUGCGGGACCAGCCGUAGAGGUGCAACAUGCUCCUGCGGCACCUGCUUGGACUAUCUCGUCGGAGCCGCUAGGACCAGGAAGGCGCCCCCAACUACCCCCUCUGAUCAGUCCUGUUUCCACUGUUCCACGCGCAAGUCGCGCCAGUCCAACCAACGACACGAUGUCGCCUAUUGAUGACCAUGAUGCCAGAUACAGUGGAACCGAUGGCGAUGGUGAUCACGGGUCCCACGAGCAUGGCCCAGUUGUCUACACGAAGACAGGUCGAAUCUCGAAAGCAAAGAAAGGUCUGAAGGUCCACGUGUGCGAAGAGUGUGGCAGAUCAUUCACAAGAGCGGAGCACUUACGACGCCAUCAAAAGAACCAUGGUCCAAACCAAGUGCGCUGUGAACUGUGUGGAAAGGUAUUCUUCCGGGCCGACUUGCUCCAGCGCCAUCUGGAACGACAUAAGGACCUACCUCAUCAAACUUACCGAUCGACGUUUGCGUCAAAUACAGAGAGCGCGUCGCCUGUAGCCGACAAUCAGCAUCAUCGACACAUUUUACCUACGCCGGAAACUGUUAGACAUGUCAUACCUUCGCAACAUAGCCCUGGCGGCAGGUCCGUUAAUUCGAGUGGUGCGAGCGGUGCGCCAACCCCGUUAGAAGCAUCAGCAACAGCGUCUUCAACUGUCUUCCCACGCCCGCAUUCUACGUGGGAAACAGGAAAACCCCAAACAGCAAUAUCUCAAGCUCCAGAGGACGUGGCUUCGCAACGUACGCAUGCUUGGCAGACGGUCAAUGCCCAGGAGAGGAGACAGCUCGAAAAUACGACUGCCCACGCAUCUUCGCCCUCCAUACAGCAGUCACAUCCUGGCCUACCGAAGCUGCAGCCACGAGCCGAUACAGCUAACGGUGCCUCGGCCCAAAAGCGCUACAGCAAUAUUCUUCCAGCUCCAGGCGCAGCAAGUUCCCAACAUCAAAAUGCCAACUAUCCGCAAGAGCAUAUGCCCAACAUGGUUCCACCAGUGCAGGCAGCAGUCAAGGCUGUUGCCAGCCCCGCUGUUCAGCACGAACUCCAUCAGUCGGCCCACAGACCCCAUUCUCCAGUCGUUUCUACUGGAUCAGGGUCUGCUGUAACGUCAUACUCGGACCAGAGCCACGUGUCGCGUAGUCUCCCAGCAAGCACACCCGGUCAUGCGGCUAACCAUAACAUCGAGUCUGGCAAAGUUUCGUCUGACAAAGAGGGUGUCAAUUGGAGACUGGCCGAGACGGAUGCACAGCCGUACAGGAAAAGAAAGCAUCAUCGUACUGUAAGCCAAACCGACGGCGAAUCCAGUGGGAUUGACGACCGUGGAAGCGGCCCUGUAGCGCAUCGGACCCCUGACCUUCUUGAUCGCUCUCGAUCAGGAAGCCGCUCACUUAGCCUUGUAACCCCACAAGAUGACAGGGAUCAUGCGUUGUUAGGUGCAAGUCGAACCGAAACCCGACAAGUGGUUUCGCCUCGUGGUGUGCAAUCUGCCACAGCGCUGUCCCCAUCUCUAGCCCAGAGAAGGUCCACUUCGCGCCCUUCUACAGGCGUUUCUGAGCCAGCGAAUGCUCCAGCUGGUAAAGCUACAAGCGGGCCUGAAAGCCCAGAACCCGAAUCGCCAUACAGCCUCGCCACCAUCAAUCGCUACAUUCAAAAUCAGGGUCCGCAGCCUGGGGCGCAAGAUGACACUACAGAAGCGGUCUCCCCGCAGAUCAGCCUCAGUCCUUGCGAAAGAUGCCGAGAGUACAGCAUCAGAUGCGACGGCAAGCUGCCAUCCUGCACCGCAUGCGCAACGACGAAGUAUGCAGGCGAAUGUUCCUUCGCGAGUAUGUCUGCUCAUCCCGCUCACUUGGUGAGUGCUAACACCGGUCCUCCAGGACCCAAGUUCUACGAGAACAUGUCGGCCAUGACGCGCCACGCGAUGGCCGAGCCUCCCUCGCAGCUCAUCCAACCAGUAGUCGCUAGCAACCAGCCGCGCGUCCAGGAAUACAAUAGCGAGGAGGAUCUCCCUUCGCCGUAUCUCAAGGCUCGCGACAAGGGGCGGUCUACGGCGCACAUACCGCGCACGUCGCUCGAUGCCGAUGCCGAGGCGCAGACGUCGCGGAAGAGGAAGGCCGGCGCACAGAACGAUGCCGGAGAGGGCGGAGCGGCGCACGAGCGGAAGCGGUCGAAAGGGGAGUCCGUGGAGGGCGCAAAGGGGAAGGAUAUCGUUGAUCUCUUGUUGAAAGAAUGGACGGUGCCUGUGUCGUAA